This is a messenger RNA of Scophthalmus maximus (turbot), 1580 nucleotides long. RefSeq names its product transmembrane protein 59 (gene tmem59). Gene Ontology annotation, biological process: positive regulation of autophagy. Gene Ontology annotation, cellular component: lysosome; late endosome. The record is from RefSeq and is a predicted model, not a curated record. The transcript has 8 exons. The coding region runs from base 51 to 1028 and encodes 325 amino acids. Lineage: Eukaryota; Metazoa; Chordata; Actinopteri; Pleuronectiformes; Scophthalmidae.
GGCGGAAGCGACGCGUGAUUUGUUUGUUUGGAUUCUUCGCAGCGGGCGGAAUGGGGAGCUUCUUCUCCUUUGUGUGCGCGCUGGCGCUCCUCGCCCAGCUGUCGCGCUCCCUGGCCUCCGCGGACGUGUUCGACAGCGUCCUGGGCAGCACCGCCUCGUGCCACAAGUCGUGCGAAAUGACCUACAGCUUGCACACUUAUCCGCGGGAGGAGGAACUGUACGCCUGUCAGCGAGGCUGCCGCCUGUUCUCCAUUUGUCAGUUCGUUCGUGACGGCGACGACCUGAACCAGACCAAGGCCGAGUGUGAAUCCACCUGCCGAGAAGCCUACACACAGGCCGAUGAGCAGUACGCAUGCAAACUGGGCUGUCAGAACCAGCUUCCGUUCGCAGAGCGACGGAAUGAGCAGUUGGAGGCCAUGAUGCCGCGGAUCCACAUGCUGUACCCCCUGAUUCUGGCGAGGGGAUUUUGGGACGACGUGAUGAGUCAGGCCCACAGCUUCAUCACCUCCACGUGGACCUUCUACCUCCAGGCCGACGAUGGCAAAGUUGUCAUUUUCCAGACCGAGCCACAGGUCAAGUUUUUCUCCCAGUUUGAACUGGACAAAGACGUUAAAGAGGAGCCAGAGAAUAGCUUCCCUGUUUUAAACAGCCCAGUUUACAAAGAAUACCAUCGCACUUUAAUCCAGGAGAGGGACAGAGACAUGACCGGGGAUCGCAGCUACGAUGAUGAAUACAACCUCUUCAGCUGUCUUUCAAGGAACCCGUGGCUGCCAGGGUGGAUCCUGAGCACAACUCUGAUCCUGUCUGUGUUGGUCCUGAUCUGGAUCUGCUGUGCCACUGUGGCCACCGCUGUCGACCAGUAUGUACCCGCCGAGAAGUUGAGCAUCUAUGGUGACAGGGACUACAUUAAGGAACAGAAACUGACGCCAUACCCAGCAUCCUCCCUGCUGAUCAUCACCUCCAAAGGGCCAGAGGAAGAGGCUGGGCCACUCCCUUCCAAAGUGAACCUGGGCCAGUCCGACCUCUAGAAGCCAAAACUGUAGCAGAGAAGGGACAUCUUUGUUUAUGAAUAAUCUUUAGUUACAUUUUUACCCUCUGGCACGAGACCUGUGCUUCUUGUGGUCUUAACCAGACAUGCAGAACAUUUUGUAUCACUCAUUUUUCCCGUCUCCCUGUGAUGCUUUUAAAAUUGGAGUGAUGAAAAGGUGUUUUUCUGUAUAUUGGUAUAAUUGAGGCAUUAAAGUAUAGUGAUUACAGUACAUGUCAAAUAGGUUUUGGAUUUUUCUCCAGUUUUUGUGUGCAUUAGCUCUGUUGGUGUACUUAUUAUUAUAUUGAUUAAUGUUUAAAUGGACUGCUUGACUUGAACUGAUACAAGUUUGACCCCAAAUCUCAACUUUUGGUUGCAGCGAUUGUUAAUGUUGCUUUCCCGUUUGUUCUCGUUUCCAGAUUAUAUUGAAUUUUACAAAAAAAACUAUGCUCUCGAUCUAAAUAAAAACUCACGGUACAUGGAGUAGGUCUUUCCCACUAAGCUGUUUUCUAUUCUCAUAAUGUUGGAUGAAAAUUAAAGUCAGUGGAGUGAA